CCUUGACUUGAUUGCGGGCGGAUGAGCGUUGUAGUUGAAGCUUACUGGAGCUUAGCCUGCUGCCUUAGCGUGUCUGGCUUUGCCUCUCUCUCUCUCUCUCUCUCUCUCUCUGAUCUUAAGUCUUGAGUCUUGAUUCGUCUCAGCUAGAUUGGUAGUCGGGUGAUCAAGGGUGGGUGGGCAUGGGAAGAUCACCAUGCUGCGACAAAGCAAAUGUGAAGAGGGGGCCCUGGUCUCCUGAUGAAGAUGAAACUCUCAAGAACUACCUUCAACAGCACGGCAAUGGCGGUAACUGGAUUGCUUUACCUCGCAAAGCUGGCCUUAAGCGUUGCGGCAAGAGUUGCCGGUUAAGAUGGCUGAAUUACCUCAGGCCCAACAUCAAACAUGGAGGUUUCACCGAGGAGGAAGACAACAUCAUCUGUACUCUGUAUGCUAAGAUGGGUAGCAGAUGGUCUGUCAUAGCCUCUCAACUACCUGGAAGAACCGACAAUGACGUGAAGAAUCAUUGGAACACCAAACUAAAGAAGAACUUUCAAGCCAAAACUAACUCCAUAAACAGCAAUAAUACUACUCCUAAGAACACCAACUCGUCUUCUCUUUCUCUUCUUCCCUCAACAUUGCCAGAGCCCGCCACUAAUAUUACUGCACCCAGCAACACUGCCGGAAUUUACACUCUUCAUGAUUUUCCAUCCUCUUUGCUGCCCCAAUAUUUAGAAACUUUAUCUCCACCAACCCAUUUAGAGUCCCAUGGAGGAUUAAGUAAUGUGAAUGAGUGCUCCAAACAUGAUCUUCCGGCUGCCGCCACCCAAAUGUCGUCAGAAUAUGGUGCAAUUGCAAAGAACCGAAGGAGCAGUACAACUGGUAUUCACAGUACUAAUAAUUCUACAGUGACUCAAGAAGCCUGGAGCAUCAAUUCGGUUUCGUCUUUGCAUAAUGUGGGUGACAGGUGCCUUUCGCUGCCCAGUCCCGGAGGAGGGGCUGGCAAGGCGGAUGGAAGAGUUUUAAGUGUGGAUCAGUUUGGCGUUGGUUUCUUCGCUAACUAUGAUCUUGUUGAUGGGUUGUGGUUUCAGGAGAAAAAUAGUAAUGAAGGCCUUAGCAUUCCUGCUACUGUGCUUUCUCCCUAUGUUCACAUUAAGCCAAAUGAACUUUGCCCAAGUUUUAAUUAUUAGAAAGCCAGUGUUAAAGAAAGUACACUAGAAGAAGUACGUGGGAAAGAUGAAAGUUCUUUCAUUUCUGUAAUUGUAUCAGGUUUAUAAGCAUCAGGUCGCAGGAACAAAUGUAUACACAGUUCAUGAUUAGGACAUUUGCUUCAAUAA
Malania oleifera is the source of this 1313-nucleotide messenger RNA. RefSeq names its product transcription factor MYB87-like. The record is from RefSeq and is a predicted model, not a curated record. NCBI's taxonomy places the organism in Eukaryota, Viridiplantae, Streptophyta, Magnoliopsida, Santalales, Ximeniaceae. The transcript has 3 exons. The coding region runs from base 180 to 1166 and encodes 328 amino acids.